AAAUAACUGUUGUAUGGUCCUGUGUGGUCCAAAUCCUCCCUCACUUAUAGACGCAAGGGGAAUAGCCCUGCCCCAGGGUGAGGGUGUGAGCAGCUAUGGAACUGUAGUGGGUGAGGGUGGAGGGGGUGGAGGACUAUUUCAUGAGGUUAGAACUCCCUCCUCAGGAGUACCUAGUAUAGCACAGUUACAUAGGCAUCUCUCUAACACAACACAAGAUGUAAUAGAUAAGGCCCCUACGUUGUCUGGCUCUCCGGUAAGCACACCUCCGGGAGGAGCCUCCGAGCCUCAUGGAGUCCCACGUUUGGCCUCCGAACCUCUUUCUGGAGGACUCCCUCGAACCUCCCCGUCCAACAAUACACUCAGCUCACAAAACCUUUCACUUCAUGACAGUAAUAUCAAGGAUAUAAAGGAGACCCUGGACUUGGACCAAACAACUAUGAUAGGGUCAGCUCUAGACCUAGAUUCACUAGAUGGAGACCAGGAACAGCAAAUACAAGAACAACGACGUAAGGAGAAGGAACAGUUUUCUCAUGUCGGCUCACAGAUGAAGUUAUCUAAGCUGUCAGCUGUGUGACGUAGUGUUCAGCGCCCCAGCAAACCCUCCAGUUUGCUACGAAGGGGCGCUGGGAUUAAGGUGUUGAAGAUAGCAAAUCCAUGUGACGAAGUGUAGAAAAUCCACGGAACUGAUAAAAAGAAAUGCACACAAGGUUUCGUAAACCUGAUUUCUGUGCGCCAAUGCCAACAUACAUCUAAAGUGACAUAAAUGGCAUGAAAGAACUAGAAGACAAAGUUAUCAUAGAUUUCAACCUUGAAAAGUGAAAAGUGAAAUUUAUAACAUUUUAUAUCAUGUACGAACUGCCUGUUUUAAGAAAUAGGCUUUGAAGCAUUUAUUUAGACUGAAUAUUUCGUUAAAUCCGAAUUCCUAAGCUCUUGAUUAAAUCCUACAGAUUGUAGAGAAAAUAGAAGAAACGAAAGAGGUUGAAGAAUAUUUGUACAAAAUAAGCUCUAAACGUACAGCUUAGGAACCAGAAAAAAAUAUUAUUAUGUUUUUCCUUUUUUAUAAUUAUAAAACGUAGCUGAGGAUAUUAGUCCCAAUUGAACUAUUUAUAAAAUUAAAAGCCUUGAACAUUUUAGAGACAUUUCAUUUGCAACAAUAGAAAAUUACACAAUCUUCAGGGACAGGUCUUAGGAUAAGGAAGAACAAAGACAACAUUCAUUCUACAUUUCUGGUUCUUACUGUACACAUUUACCACGCACAGAGCCAAUACUUACAUGCACACACAGGGCCAUAAAGUUAAUGAGAACAAAUAAGCCUAAGUGCAAUCUCUAAUGAUCUUAAAUAUAUUUAAAUUUUAAUAAUAAUUGGUCUAAAUUAUUGUAAACUCUGCAAGUUAAUUAUGUACGUUUAUGCAAAAUCUUAUUUGUAUCACCAAACAUAAACACACAAACUCUAAAUCUGCACCGUUAAGCACUGAAGUUUAGUUAAAGAAAUCAUUUCUCUCUUAUUAAAUCCUGUAAAAAUUUAACAAGCAUAUUUUUGAAACAGGCCUUUGAUGGAUUUUUAUUACAGAUUAACGUUGUUAAAGGGUAAAUCGCCAUAUCUUGUUCUCUUUAAUUGUAAAACCAUUUUUACUCGCAUUAACUGUACUUUCUUUAAUUUAAAGUAGAUUUAGGAUACAAUUUGAAAUAAAGAAAGGUCAAAGUAAAAAAACAGAAACAAAUUUAAUGCAGGUGAUCAUAUUGACCGUUAUUUUAUCAUAUAGUGUACAGUGUACACUGUACACUUCACCUUGUUCAUUUUUGUCUUCAAUCUUUGUUUUACAUUUGAGGAAUUAUGCUGAUAAAUUACAUUACACACUAACCUAGCACUGUAAAUUGUAUCCUUAAAAGUGACUCAAACUUAGACAAAUGAUUGGUUAUUAAUUUUUCUUCUCUAAUAUUUAUUAAAUUGUUAGAAAUAUACUUAAUGUCUAAUCUUCUUUAUUAGUUUCUUUUUAAUAAAUAUUCUUAA
Eurytemora carolleeae is the source of this 2011-nucleotide messenger RNA. RefSeq lists its product as uncharacterized. The transcript is spliced from 7 exons. The record is from RefSeq and is a predicted model, not a curated record. Bases 14 to 574 code for a protein of 186 amino acids. NCBI's taxonomy places the organism in Eukaryota, Metazoa, Arthropoda, Copepoda, Calanoida, Temoridae.